Sinocyclocheilus anshuiensis is the source of this 1521-nucleotide messenger RNA. It is a transcript of the gene ptx4, whose product is annotated as pentraxin 4, long. The record is from RefSeq and is a predicted model, not a curated record. The transcript has 3 exons. Lineage: Eukaryota; Metazoa; Chordata; Actinopteri; Cypriniformes; Cyprinidae. Bases 1 to 1521 code for a protein of 506 amino acids.
AUGAACAGAAGGGCCAGCAGAAGGGUUUUUUUCCUGGUCGUAAUCUUCCUGCUAAUGCCUGUGACCUGGACACGGAGAGGAGCAGCAGCUGAGACAUAUAAACCCUUACACCAAAGACUGAGGAGGCUGAAUCAGCAGUUCAAGAGAUUUCAACAGAUGGCCUUCACUCAUCUUCAGAGCAUUGCUGAAAAGUACAACAUUUCACAUAACAUAGACUCGCGAUUCCAAGUUUUGAGUCGGCAGUUUGAGAGGAUCUCAAGAGAGCUCCGCGCAUUUAAGGAAACGACAGAGCACAGCCUGAAUUCCCUCAAAUCCUGGACUAAGAGUCUACAGAAAAAGACCAAGAAGCUUGACUCAAGUCUGGCAAACAUGACGAGAGCUCUGAGGGAGAACAACCAUCUCAACCUUAGACAAAUCCAGAAGCAGAGAACGGUGUUGUCUGACCUGUCCCACAAGAUCCAGAAACAGCAAAGUCACAUCAGCUCUUUGGAGUCCUUAAGGAAUCAGGUGCAACAUGGGAUGCAGGACCUUCAGGCUUCUCUCAAAAGGCAUCAGGCCCAGAUAACGAAGUUGGAGAGUCAGAUGCAAGGGUUGUUCAAGAUAAUUUCAGCUUCCAAGGAAGGAGGUUUAGAUCCCCUCAAUGCUAUCAGGAAGCAACAAGGUGUGGUCCUGAGGCAUGUGCAGCCUAAACCGAAGUCUGAAGAAAACAGAAUAAGAGAUAGAUUGCCUUCUGGGCCCACCGAACAACCACAGACAUACAAAAUGUUGUAUGUACGGCAGAGCACCAUACAACCAACAGUUCAGGCUGAAGAGGAACUUUUUCAGCUUCCACUUCGACACAAAAUCCCACAUAUUCAAACCCCAAAGGAAGAAGCCAGAAUUUGCAAUGUGGGUUCGAUGCUUCUGUUCCCGUCUGCUUCCACUGAAAAUCAUGUCACCUUCCAGAGAAGUUUCCAAACUGGGAUACAUGAACUCUCUAUCUGCACUUGGCUAAAAGUAGAUGCCAAGUAUCUUGGAACAAUUCUUUCUUACGCCACAGAGAACAAUGACAAUAUGCUUGUUCUCUAUGGCCGGAACUCUGGCAUACUGGGCGUUAUGAAUUUUGUGAUUGGAAAUCCAGCAUAUCGUGAAUUAUCUUUACAAAAUAUCCUGGAUGGCCACUGGCACCAUUUAUGCAUCAUCUGGUCCUCCAUUGAAGGCAGGUUUUGGUACUAUUUGGACAGUCAUCUCAUAUCUCCUGCAUCCAAGUUCCAGAAAGGCUAUGAGAUCCCUCCUGGGGGCUCUAUGAUCCUGGGACAGGAGCAGGAUUCGAUUGGAGGAGACUUUGAUGAAGCUGAAGCAUUUGUGGGCAGACUGGCAGGCUUUGCAUUGUGGACUAGGAGCCUGAGCCAUGCGGAAGUGUCUGGACUAGCCUCUGGCAAAGGGGUGCCACGAGGAGCAGUGCUCAGCCUGGAUGAUGUAGACCAGAUGUUUGGCUCUGUUCAACAUAUUACCUGUGAGUGUCUGGAGUACUGCAUGUAA